AUGACAAUGCAUAAGAAACCUGCACAUCCACAAGGAGUCGGAUGCAGCCAGCGGGCGCAAUUGUCAAGGAUUGGACUGGACGCCAUUUCAGCCUCUGCGUCGAAAACCGUACCAAAGCGAUACCGUUUUCUUAGUCUUCCGUUUACUUGGGCCCUUCCCUUCACAUCUACGUCACGUGAUUGGGUCAAAGUCGGAACAGACACCGCCACUCGCCACAGCGGCCGCCUGGCAUGGCUGACCAACACAGCUGAACAUACGAAUCGCUUCAAGACCCACAAGCUGCCUCCCGAGGCGCAAAGUCGCAAGGCCUGGCCGCCAGAUCUCGCAGGGAUUGCGGCAGAAGUCGCCACGACCAUGUUCAAGCUCAAAGGCGCCGACCUUGGCAGAUUCAAUGCUAUGCACAAGGCGUAG
This is a messenger RNA of Sporothrix schenckii 1099-18, 411 nucleotides long. RefSeq lists its product as uncharacterized. The transcript is spliced from 2 exons. The record is from RefSeq and is a predicted model, not a curated record. The coding region runs from base 1 to 411 and encodes 136 amino acids. Lineage: Eukaryota; Fungi; Ascomycota; Sordariomycetes; Ophiostomatales; Ophiostomataceae.